AUGACACGUCUGGUCUCUGGCUACCUGGUCUGGAGCGCGCUGACCAGGUGCGCCCUCGCGGGCGUGGGCAACCUGGCUCUGCUGGCGGGGGACGCGGGCUCCAUCGUGAAGGCGUGCAUCCCCGCCGCCUCGCUGUCGCACCUCUGCAUCAACUUCCCGGAGCCGCCGCAGGUGUCCGUAGACCCUCCCAUGGACGCGUCUGGAGUCUCUCCCGGACCUUCGCCCGUGCCCGCCCUGCAGCGGCGAGACGGCCCUGGGCUUGACCUCUGCGCUGCGCACGGGGCUGUGGAGCUGAACGUGCCCGCUGCUGCGCAGCCGGCUGAGGGCACGGGCCUGACCCAGGCUGCCAGGAACCUCGAGAUCGGCGUCUCCGACCACGUGGCCGACAUAGAGGUUGAUCAGGAUGGUGCGUCCCCCGCUCCUGUUACAAAUCCCCCCGGACUCGAACCACUGCCGUUCAAGGCUUCGCUGCUUCGGGGCUGGGUCGAGCAGGAGAUGCUGUACAGCUUCGAUUUGAUCCAGCCGAUCGCUGGUGCCUCCGUCAAGGCCCAGUCGCUCCCGGAGUUGCAGGCCAUCCUCCUCAAAAAGGUCUACCACCCCGACGCCCAGGACACGUGGGAGCUCCCGAGGUUCGCCAAGCCGGAGGGCCCCAGUCCCACGGACGUGAAUAUCUUGGCUCGGGGCCGCGCUGCGUACGCACUCAUCUCCCUUUCCUCGGCCUCCGACUGGCCACAGGACGAUGCAGUGCAGGUGCUCAAGGAACGCCGCCGCGUCAGGCCUGACUGGCUGUUGCUGUUCAAUGCGCUGGGGAAGGGGGCGCUGGCGGCCAUCGAGGACCGCGUGCGGACCCCGCACGUUGAGAUCUGCACGCAGAGGCUGAUCAGCGUGGCCCCGUUCUUCCACCUGCCCGAGGAGACGCCUCGCAUUUCGCUGGACCUGGUCUUCCCGAGCCAACUCGCGCACCUCGACCUCGUCACUGCGCUCGGCGAACUGCGCUCGGCGAGCUGCGCCAUGCGCAUCUUCCGGGUGUUCAUCCUGGGUCCGGCAAGAUUCCUGCUGGUGUCUGACGCCUCGGCUGACUGGACGGCUACCAUGGACAAUGUCUGGUUGCAGGACGCCGCCAACGCCGCGACGCGGUCCCGCUCCGUCUCGGACUACCUCGCCGAGGUCAGAGUGCAGGGCCAAGUCGGGCUCCAGGACAGCGAGAUGCUGAACAUGCUGAUGCAGCACGCGGUCGCGACGACUUGGCUCCCAUUGUCCGUCGCCUACGACCCUGGCGACCUCAAGGUGAGGGACAAUAGCAAGGCUGACGUUCACGCCCUCCACGCCGGCAGGUACAUGGACCUGGACAUCGCUCCGGGAAACAUCCCAGGGGCAACGGCAUAG
This is a messenger RNA of Prorocentrum cordatum, 1386 nucleotides long. NCBI's taxonomy places the organism in Eukaryota, Dinophyceae, Prorocentrales, Prorocentraceae. The record is from the annotation of a GenBank genome assembly.